UUGACAUAAUCGCGUUUAAUGUAAACUCACUUGUGGACCUUGAAGAUCAUUCUGCUAAAAUUUCUGGUAUCGUGUCAUGCCGUGCGUUAUCACCUGAUCCUUUAAUCAUAGUUCAAGGAAAAUUCCGCUUAUUUGUGAAAGAAAAAACUCGGGUUGAUGCAAAUGCAAUAAUGUAUAAUCUUAACUUAACAGCAACAGAUGGAUCUAAAUAUAGAUUCAAAGGAGUCAAACUCUUGGAUAAUAGCAAUUUAUUAGGUGCAUUAAUGGAUAAAAGUUAUUGGCAGAGGAAUCUUGACAAUAAAAGCAGGCGAUUUUAUUACACUAAUGGAGACGCUCAAAGCACAACAAAUAAGCAAAAAACAGGUGCCUUUUUCAAAUUUACCGGCUUCUUUGCUAGUAACUUGAUACAACGUACUUUUACCAGGUUUCUUCCUUUACAAUAUACUUCAAAUGUGAAUGCAUUGACUCUUCAGUCCUUUGAAAAACCCAGGCCUGAAAGAGAAGAAUUUACAGUGAUAUCUGAGGAUGAAGUAACAACCAAAUUAUUUAGAUAUAAGGGUGGAAACAAGGGUCCUGUUCUUUUG
This is a messenger RNA of Racocetra persica, 584 nucleotides long. The record is from the annotation of a GenBank genome assembly. Lineage: Eukaryota; Fungi; Glomeromycota; Glomeromycetes; Diversisporales; Gigasporaceae.